Messenger RNA from Colletotrichum higginsianum IMI 349063, 927 nucleotides. RefSeq names its product Class II Aldolase and Adducin domain-containing protein. Lineage: Eukaryota; Fungi; Ascomycota; Sordariomycetes; Glomerellales; Glomerellaceae. Gene Ontology annotation, molecular function: actin filament binding. The transcript has a single exon. Gene Ontology annotation, cellular component: cytoskeleton. Bases 1 to 927 code for a protein of 308 amino acids. The record is from RefSeq and is a predicted model, not a curated record.
AUGGCCCCGUCCGCCGUUGCCAACGACGCCGAGUCCCCAGUCGCAGAGGCCCGCGGUGCCGCCGUCGUGCCCAAGGAGGCAUCGCACACCAAGCACGGCCAUGAGCUCGUCAAUAAGACGCCCCUGCAGGCCAUGUCCCACGGCGACGUCGUGCUCGCCGGCAUCCCCGAGUUUCCCGACUUCGCGUCCAAGCGUCAGUGGCAGCUCGAGCACAUGGCCGCCGCGUUCCGCCACUGGGCCCGCGAGGGCUACGUCGACGGCAUGAGCGGCCACAUCUCGGUCCGGGACCCCGAGUACCACGACGCCUUCUGGACGAACCCGCUCGGCCGCCAUUUUGGACUGCUCAAGGCCAGCGACAUGAUCCUCGUCAACCUCGACGGCGCCGUCGUCGGCGGCAACCGCUCCAAGCCGCCCAACACGGCCGGCUUCCUCAUUCACGCCGCCGUCCACAAGGCCCGCCCGGACGUCCAUGCCGUCUGCCACAGCCACAGCCUGCACGGCAAGGCCUGGUCCGUCUUCGGCCGCCGCCUCGAGAUGCUCACCCAGGACGCCUGCAAGUUUCGCGGCGACGCCCACAGCGUCUACAACAGCUACGGCGGCGUCGUCCUCGGCCCCGAAGAGGGCGAGGCUAUCGCCAAGGCGCUCGGUCCCAGGGGCAAGGGCUGCAUCUUGCGGAACCACGGCCUGUUGACCGUCGGCCAGACCGUCGACGAGGCUGCCUUUCUCUACACCUCCAUGGAGCGCAGCUGCCGCGUCCAGCUGCUGGCCGAGGCGGCCGCCGCCAACGGGCUGGAAAAGGUCCUGAUUACGGAUGAGGAGGCGCAGUUCAACUUUGACGUCGAGAGCGACCCGGAAAUCUGCUACUGCGAGUUCCAGGUGUAUUAUGACUUGGAGGACGAGUUGACGAAUGGUGCCUUUAAGAAGUAG